This is a messenger RNA of Monoraphidium neglectum, 223 nucleotides long. RefSeq lists its product as hypothetical. The transcript has a single exon. The annotation marks the transcript as partial. NCBI's taxonomy places the organism in Eukaryota, Viridiplantae, Chlorophyta, Chlorophyceae, Sphaeropleales, Selenastraceae. The record is from RefSeq and is a predicted model, not a curated record.
CCUCGCGGGCGCGACCGAGGCGGCGGCGCCGCUCAAGCCGUGCGCCGGCGGCUGCGGGGCGGCGGCGUUCUGCUCGCGGGCGUGCGCCAGCGCCGCAUAUGCGGCGCACCGCGCGGAGUGCGUCGCGCUAUUCCAGCGGUCCGCGGCGGCCGCCGCUGCCGCCCCUGCCGCCCCCAGCGCCGCAGCGGCUCCUGUGGCCGCGGCAGCGACAGUGUCGUUGUAA